Messenger RNA from Heterotrigona itama, 414 nucleotides. The record is from the annotation of a GenBank genome assembly. NCBI's taxonomy places the organism in Eukaryota, Metazoa, Arthropoda, Insecta, Hymenoptera, Apidae.
AUGCAGACCGCAAGAGUCCGUGCUGGACGGCCAGAUGAUCUUCGAAGUACAUUUCGAAAGACUCGCGCCGAAGAUAGAGCAGGUUACUGCUCUCCUUGGCCGAAUCCUACCGAACAUCGGCGGGCCCGAAUCAGAGUCCCCUUCCUAUAUGCAAGGGUGGUCAAGUCCAUGGCUAUGUACGGAGCCCCAUUUUGGUCUAAGGGCCUAAAGAAGAAAGGAAGAGAAAUACUGCGCCGGAUAGAGUGCGUCAUGGCCAUUACAGCUAUGCGUGCGUAUCAAUCGGCAUUUUUUCAGGCGGCCGUGGCUCUUGCUGGGAUGAUUCCACUCGAUCUUCAGGCCGCGGCAGAAGUCAAAGUCUAUCGCCAGGUGGAUACUGAGACAAGCCUGCAAUCCACCGCUGAAAGAAGAAAUUAG